Molecule: messenger RNA, 1059 nt
Organism: Lachancea meyersii CBS 8951
Lineage: Eukaryota; Fungi; Ascomycota; Saccharomycetes; Saccharomycetales; Saccharomycetaceae
Source: the annotation of a GenBank genome assembly
AUGUCUGUCUCAACGAACAUGGCUACUAAAAACCUAGACCAGGUUUCCACUUUUGAAGAAGACGGUAAAUGUUUUGCCAGAAUUCCCAAAAAAAACAUCAAAACCAAUGGCCAAUUUGACACCGGCCGCUUGACGGCAACCGAUCCCUCUAACUUUGAAGAUAUCGUUGAAAAACUGGAAAAAUAUGGGAUGUGCAUGAUCAAGAAUCACUAUUCUGUACAAGAUUGUGAACAGAUCAAGAAGGAAAUACUCCCACACUACUACCGAGAGGAAUCUUGGAAUGGGUCCCCUUUCCCAAAGCAAACUACAGUGGCACCGCGGUGUGCCUUAAAAUCCAAGACCUGUCGUGACAAAAUUGUAUGCGACGAUUUGUAUUCAAAAUUGUGCCACCAGUUCUUGAGCGAAUCAAACUUAUUCUGGAUUGGUGAAGGAUUGCGCCGCGGUCAAUCUGGAUUUCACUUGGCCUCUGGAAUUGCCUACAGAGUUGGGCCUGGAGCGUGUGACCAGAUGUAUCAUCGCGAAGAUAUGGUACACCACAAUGUGCAUCCAGCGCGCGAUAGGUAUCACUAUGGGGACGAUUCGCAUUUGGGAAUGGCAGUCGCCUUGACCAAAAUGAACAAAGUAAACGGCGCUACCAGAGCUAUCGUCGGGUCGCAUCUGUGGGGUCCACUUGACGGUCCUGGUGAUUUUGACAAAAACAUGGAAAUCCACUUGGAAAUGGAAGAAGGUGACGUGAUAAUUAUGCUAGGGAGUGUCUACCACGCUGCUAGUGCUAAUAGCAGUGACAGUGAACGGAUUGCUGGCUUUUUUUUCAUGAACAAAAGCUACUUGAAGCAGGAGGAAAAUUAUCACAUCGAUCAGUCGCCCGAAUUUUUCAAAGACAUGUCACUCCAGGCCAUGGCUUUGUUGGGUCUACAUAUCAGUGAGCCAUUUUGUGGGCAUAUCAAUUACAAAAGCCCUGCAUUCCACAUUAAUCCUGCGCUGGAGAACAGCGGGGGAGUGCGCAAAGAAAAGUACUCGCAGGUUCUAUUCCCCAAAUUUGAAACUAGUGCUGACUGA